This is a messenger RNA of Charadrius vociferus (killdeer), 1783 nucleotides long. It is a transcript of the gene ACTR5, whose product is annotated as ARP5 actin-related protein 5 homolog (yeast). Gene Ontology annotation, biological process: regulation of DNA-templated transcription. Bases 61 to 1452 code for a protein of 463 amino acids. The record is from RefSeq and is a predicted model, not a curated record. Lineage: Eukaryota; Metazoa; Chordata; Aves; Charadriiformes; Charadriidae. Gene Ontology annotation, cellular component: cytoplasm; Ino80 complex. The transcript is spliced from 8 exons.
UGUGUUGAUCAUCCAAUUGUUUUGACAGAAGCGGUGUGUAAUCCUCUGUAUUCGAGACAAAUGAUGUCAGAGCUCCUCUUUGAAUGUUAUCAAGUGCCAAAAGUGUCCUAUGGCGUAGAUAGCUUGUACAGUUUUUACCACAACAGAAGGCAGAACUGGCCCUGUAGUGGCUUGGUAAUAUCUUCAGGUUAUCAGUGUACGCACAUUUUGCCAGUCUUAGAAGGCAGGUUGGAUGCUAAAAACUGCAAACGUAUUAAUCUUGGAGGGUGUCAAGCAGCUGUGUAUCUCCAACGCCUCCUUCAGCUGAAAUACCCAGGACAUUUUGCUGCCAUCACUCUCAGUCGCAUGGAGGAAAUACUGCAUGAGCAUAGCUACAUUGCAGAGGACUACAUAGAAGAGCUACAGAAGUGGCGGUCCCCAGAGUACUACGAGAACAACAUGCACAAGAUGCAGCUGCCUUUCUCUAACAAACUGCUGGGAAGCACUCUGACAUCAGAAGAAAAGCAGGAGAGGCGGCAGCAGCAGCUACGUCGACUUCAAGAACUCAAUGCACGUCGUCGAGAAGAGAAGCUGCAACUUGACCAAGAAAGGCUGGACAGGUUACUAUAUGUACAGGAACUUUUAGAAGAUGGUCAAAUGGAUCAAUUCCACAAAGCUUUGGUGGAGCUGAACAUGGACUCUGCAGAAGAACUUCAGUCUUACAUCAAUAAAUUGAGUCUGUCUGUUGAACAAACGAAGCAGAAGAUCCUACAGGCAGAAGUCAAUAUUGAAGUAGAUGUUGUGGACAGCAAGCCAGAGACUCCUGAUUUGGAUCCCUUAGGCAGUGAGCAGUCACUGGAGGAUGUGGAAAGUAUUAAUGAAUUUGAACCUUUGUUUGCUGAGGAACAGCCUGAAGUUGAGAAGCCUGUUACUGCAGUACAGCCCGUGUUUAACCUGGCAGAGUACCACCAGCUUUUUCUUGGCACUGAAAGAAUCAGGGCUCCAGAGAUUGUCUUCCAGCCCUCCCUGAUAGGAGAAGACCAGGCUGGUAUAGCAGAAACCAUGCAAUAUGUCCUUGAGAGGUAUCCAAAGGAGCAACAAGCUAUUCUUGUCCAGAAUGUUUUUCUCACUGGUGGAAAUACAAUGUACCCUGGACUGAAAGCCAGAGUCCAGAAGGAACUCCUUGAAAUGAGGCCAUUCCAGUCGUCUUUUCAGGUUCACCUUGCUUCCAGUCCUGUUUUAGAUGCCUGGUAUGGGGCUAGGGAUUGGGCAGUGGAAUACAUGACCCGUGAGGAAGGCUGGAUAACCAGAAAAGACUAUGAAGAAAAAGGAGGAGAAUACCUUAAGGAACAUUGUGCUUCAAAUGUCUACGUUCCCAUUCGCCUUCCAAAGCAGGCCCCACGGACAACAGAGGCAUUGGCACCUAGCAGGGUGCUGACAUCCAGCACAGGCAAUCCUUGUGAGCAGGCAUAGCACCGCGCCUUUGUCACAGACCUUCGGAUGGAGAUAACAGCGCAGAGGAAAGAAGAGUUACUGGGUUGCAGUAUGAGCUGUGCAUGGGGUGCAGGCCUCGUUUAGCCUUGCUGGCAGCUCAAAGAACACUAAACUUCUCAUCCAGUCACUUGAAGGAGGAGGACAAGCCACGCUGGGGUGGGAGUUGGAAUGGUUGGAGCACUUGCAACGCUGAGUGCUGCUCAUGCAUAGCACAGGAGUGUGUGUCAGCAAGGAGGAGCACAGGAGAAGCACGUUCCAGAGGAAAAAUACCAUCGUAUAAACUUUCAUAGUAAGACUCAGGGUUUUAUGA